Messenger RNA from Dovyalis caffra, 294 nucleotides. The record is from the annotation of a GenBank genome assembly. NCBI's taxonomy places the organism in Eukaryota, Viridiplantae, Streptophyta, Magnoliopsida, Malpighiales, Salicaceae.
AUGACAGACGUGAGAGAAACAGAAUUGUUUGUUGAGCUGAAGAAUUUUCAUGGCAUUGAGGAUGAAAGGCCAUCAGUUGGAACAACAGGUCCACAGAAGAUGGCUUCUGGGCUCCUGUCUGUCACCCUCAAAUCUGUGGCUGCAUCCAUUGGGGAGAAACCUCCACUUACAAAGAAACUGCCAGCUGCUACUAUGGGUUCUCCUCUACCUAUAUUGCUUGAUGAUGAGAUGGCAACUUUGAUGGACAUUGGAAUUGGCAAUGAUUCAACUAUUCUUGUGGAUGAAGAGAGUUAG